Dinoponera quadriceps is the source of this 435-nucleotide messenger RNA. RefSeq lists its product as uncharacterized. Lineage: Eukaryota; Metazoa; Arthropoda; Insecta; Hymenoptera; Formicidae. The record is from RefSeq and is a predicted model, not a curated record.
AUGGAAGACAAUAAGCUAACUCAGGAAAUGAAAAGACACGCUGUUAUCGUCGCUAUACACGUGAAUCACAGCGAUCUUGAAAUCUCCCGAUUUUUGAAAGUCGCUCUAUCUUUUGUUAACAAAGNCAAUGUGGAAAGUGUUGCCAAGCGUAAUCAUGAAGCACGUUCUGAUAAAGUUAGAACAUCACAGUUUGUGCAGAAAGUUCAGGGUAUUAUUGAUGAAGACCCUUCAAAGUCCAUAAGGGCAAUAUCGAAAGAUCUCCAAGUUUCUGAGUGCACAAUUCGUCGCAUUAUACACGAAGACAUCCGGUACAAGUCUUACGCGAUGUGUAGAGGUCAGUUCAUGUCUGCACAAACUCGAGAACAGCGAUUCAUUCGGGCACAACGGUUCCUAAACAAGUUAAAAGACCCUGAAAUCUCGGAUAUGCUCUGGUUU